Molecule: messenger RNA, 3654 nt
Organism: Neurospora crassa OR74A
Lineage: Eukaryota; Fungi; Ascomycota; Sordariomycetes; Sordariales; Sordariaceae
Exons: 5
Coding region: 1-3654 (1217 amino acids)
Molecular function (GO): ATP binding; ATP-dependent chromatin remodeler activity
Source: RefSeq, a predicted model, not a curated record
AUGAGCACUGAUACCCGAUCCACUGGAGAGAUACGCCAGCAGUGGUUACUGUCUCGCGGUGAUGAGAUCAAGGCAGAAGACCCUGAGGAUUUUAUCCAAAGUGUCCGAAACCGAGUUUUCUUCGGCAUCCGGAACACAGCCAAGGACACAACUGUCAAGCAGGAGGACGUCGCUAGUCUGGACGUCAAUAACAUUAUGCCGGUUCACCAACAAAAAGCCCGGAAGAACGAUAUUGUGAACUCAGCUGUUGGCGUUGGUGAUGACGAUGACGAUGAUUGUAUGAUCAUCGAUGAAGCCGAUGUCCCGGAACACGUCAGAAUGAAGGCCAACUCUAAGCCCUUUAGCACACAAGUCCGAGUUGCGCCUGAUGUUACUGGUCUUGAGGGAAAGAAGGUUACUGUCAAAGUCGAAGAAUAUGACAAUGGAAUUGACGACCAUGACAACGACAAUGGUGCAGUCAGUGGUGACAAUCUGUUUGUCUCCCAACAUUCCGACAGAGACGGAGAGACAGAUGAGUUUAUGAUGGACGAAUACGCACAACUCUCCGAUGGGUCUAUCGCAAGCGAACGGCGGCGCCGCCACGGCCGCAGACCCAUUGCGGGUGGUAAAGAUGGCUCGAAACGCUCACCGAAGAAACGCCCAAAAUCUGGCAGAGAGGUCCAGCAUAUCGAUAAUGAGUACGAGGGGGACGAUGAUGAUGACAUUGAGGAGAUGGAGUAUGAGCUGCAGAUACUGGUGGCAGAGCAGAAUUUGCUGGAGCGCCGUAGCGCCAAGGGCAAAUUAACACCAAGGUGUGAGAUGAGGCUUGAAGAAGUCGACCGAAAGAUUGAGAGUAUUCGACGGAGACUUGGGGCAUCUGUCGAACCGCCGAGUGUGGAUGGAGACAGGGACAGAGAUACGCCCCGUAACAGCAGGGUUCUAACAUCGGAUACUAACAAGAAACGAAAAGGGGCGUAUGCGGAGCCUGGGAAGGCCAGAGCCAAGAAACCCAAGCCUGAGCCAAAGAUGACGGCACACAAGAAGAAAAAGCAGAAGGAGAAGGCCAUGCAGAUGAUCACCAGUAUGUUGGGCGGAGAGGACCCAGUGAUAGCCAGAAAUCAUAUGAGGAUCCUCGCGACAUUCGACCAUCUCCCCGAGGAAGCAAAGACUGUUGAAGGGAUGGAGAAGCAUAUCAGAGAUGUCAUUGAAGCCGACGACAUGCUUACCCCCCAAGAGAAGAAGAGAAUUGCAGGUGAUCUAAAACAGCUAAAGGAAGCGCGUGUUGCAUUUGGCAAGAAGAAUUAUAAGCAAGAUGGUGGCACAUGGAAGAUCACUGGUCUUAAGUCUCGGCUUCAUCACUACCAAUUUGCUGGCGCUGGAUGGAUGGUGAACAGAGAACGUUCUGGAGAUGUUCCCGGCGGUUUUCAGUGCGAUGAUACUGGCUUGGGAAAGACAGUAAUGACCUUGGCAUGCAUUGCUGGUAAUCCUCCAUGGGACAGAGAUGAAGAUCCUACUCGUGGUGGCACCCUAAUCGUCGUCCCGGCCUCUGCAGUUUCGCAAUGGAUGGAGGAGAUCGGAAAACAUACAUCUCGCAUGACAUUCGAUCAGUACCAUUCUACUCGCCAGCAUCGCAUGCGACAGGGCAGCAUGAACAGGAUGGACAUAGUCGUCAGCAGCUAUCAAGAGGUGGUCAAAGGAUUUCCGAGUGAACGGUCUCAGGAAUCUCUACUUCAAAAAGGUCUAAGCCUGCCAGAAGUAUCUGAGCGCAUGAAGGAACGAGAAGGAGAGCUCUUCAAAGUCAAGUGGUUCCGAGUAAUUCUGGACGAGUGCCACGCUAUCAAAAACCACAACACCCAGACAGCUAGGGCAUGUCUUGCGCUCCAGGGUGAAUACAAGUGGUUACUCAGCGCAACGCCCCUUCAAAACGGUCUCUCCGAGCUUUACCCCUUUCUACGCUUUUUGAAGGUCCCAAACAUCGAUUCAUUCAGGCAUUUCAGAAAGAAAUACGAGCUGCAAAAGCCCCAACAAGCUCGAGGUCUUCCUGCUGAUCUCUCCGCUCUUCUUUCUGAAAUCGUUUUGAAGCGGGAUAUCACAACUGUUUUCCUGGGCAGAGCUUUGUUUAAAAUUCCUAUUACGCACCCUGAUCUGGAACUAUGGGUUAACUUCUCCAGAGAGGAGACGCUCAUUUACAGAAUGGUAGAGGGCAAGUUCAGGAAGGAGCUCAACGACAAAUUCAUGCAACGCGCAAGCAUGGACACAACAGCUGACAAGUUUAUUAAAUCAUACCUCACCCUAGCUCUUCGAUUGCGGCAAGCUACCGCCCACCCAUACCUACUCGAGUCCCUCAUGCGUGACCACUUCACGCCGGAUGACAUACAGAAGCUGAAGGACGAGCUUUGCAAGCUCAAGACUAAUCAGAGAUAUGUUCAACAAAUAGGUCGCUGGUGUGAUGGGUUAGUUCAGCAGGGUGUUCUCAGACGUCAACCUUAUGCGGGGGACGACCACGACAAGUUCGGAGAAGGCGACUAUGGUGAAGAGUUCGACAUAGCCCCGCAACUUGAAAGCAUGCAGAAGGCAAAAAUGGACAUGCAAAGCAGAGCGGAAAUUUGCAGCGUGUGUUUGGAAUUGACAAAUGAACCGGAACAUAAUGAACCAAAGUGCGAUCAUUUCUACUGCCCUGAAUGCAUCCGUGACCACGUUGAGAGGGCAAAGUCACGGAAGGCGAAGCGUUAUAUUUGCCCAGUUUCCACAUGUCGUCGCGCGUUGUUGGACCCAUUGAUCAUUAGAUACAGCACUCAGAGCCAGCGAGACGACAGGGCAUCAGUAUCAGAUAUGGCUUCGACGGCGAGAAAAUCUUAUAACAUCAGAAAAAGCAAGGAAGGCAAACAUGACCUCGGCGACGACUUUCAUGGGUUCCAGCCUAUGGGUGAUCCUAAGAAUGCAACCUUUCUCGCGGAGGCUGACAGGAAGCACACGGUAAAUAUGACACCCAGCGCUAAAACAACCAGAUUGAAAGACAUCAUUCUUGAAUGGCAGAAAGACGCGCCUGAUGACAAGAUUAUCGUCUUUACCCACUGGAUUCUUCUGGGUAGAAUUCUGGGCCGUGUGCUGCAACAGGAGAAAAUCGAUUUCCUUUACCUCUUUGGCGGAAUGGGUCCAACCGUCCGUGAGGAUCAGAUCAAAGCCUUUCAGACGAACCCAAGGAUCAAAGUUCUGGUGUCGUCUUUGCGAGUCGGAGGACAAUCUCUCAAUCUGGCAGCCGCCAAUCGCGUAGUUAUACUGGAUGCCUGGUGGAACAAUGGGAUGGAAAAACAAGCAUUUGGUCGUGUGUUCAGGUUUGGGCAGAAGAAAGAAAGUUGGUUCACGCGGAUCCUAGCAAAGAAUACCAUCGACAAGCGGAUUAUCGACUUACAAGAAGACAAGCUGAAAGCCAUCAGCAAGGCUAUCCAGACGAAUGAUAACACCAAGCAUAAGCUCACGGACGAGGAGGUAGGAUCUCUUUUCGGACGGACGAGACGACGAACCGACGGUACUCUUGUAAUCGAGAGUGAUUAUGAGGAUGACGAAAGUGACAAGGGUGAUGAAGACCAAGACGCAACGAGCGGUGGUGAGGGCGAGUCUGGCAAUGACUCCGACUCCGACUCUGGCAGUGACAGCGAUGAUAGUGAUUGGUGA